AUGCCGUUCUGUAAUAAUAUGCCUUACUCUCGACCCGAUGACCUUCAGCAACGUUCAGAUCUGAAUGGGCGAAAACGUCGAGGGAACUUGCCAAAAGAAUCUGUCAAAAUCUUAAAGAUGUGGUUGUACGAGCAUAGAUAUAACGCCUAUCCAUCAGACCAGGAGAAGCUGCUACUGUCCAAGGAGGCCAAUCUUAGUCUUCUACAGGUGUGUAAUUGGUUUAUCAACGCUAGACGUCGCAUCUUGCCAGAUUUGAUUCGGAAAGAAGGACAUGACCCUCUACAGUACACAAUAACAAGGAAAAGCUAUUCAAACAGAAAUGUUAAUAUUAGACAGAGAUACAGCACCGGAAAGUCCGAUAAAUCUGAUCAUGAAAGACUAGCCAAACCUCCCCAGGCUUUUUUUUCUUUAACUGACGAUAGCGCCACCGACGGCGACGUAGAAAGUGAAGACAGUUCGAGUGAAGUCUCUCCCUGUGACCCUCUCCAGGUAGAUUCCGUGACCCCUUUAAAACUGAGAAGACGCUGGCAACAGUCUCAUGAACAAGAACUCUUGAAUCGAAUUGAUCAUUUACCUUCUCGACUGUCAGUUGUGAAAGUCUUGCCGUGUGGUGGCCACACAGAAAUGAAGUUUUCCACUAACCCACAUAGUCGAAAGAUCAUUGUACCCGUUAACGGCAUAUCUUCUUCCCAACAUUCAUCUGUGGAUAAAAAGUUCUGUUUUCGUGAUAUACAAGGCGAGUCGAACUUCGUUGUUUCCUCAAACCUCAGCACCGAACCUCAAAAUUCAGCUCCACAGCCAUGGGAAUCGGAGCCCAACACUCCACCACUUUCGCCAUCUGGUGAGGGGAAAGAAGAUCCCUUUAGUUGCUUAUACAUGUUAGUGGACGCCGCUGUUGGAGUGCUUGAAAAGCAGCGAGUGGAGAAUUCUAACUUAUGAUGUCGGCUUUCUUGCAGCUAGUUUUACACGUCCAAUUGUGCCUUUAAGUUUCUUGUAGCGUUUACUUUAGAAAGUUAAAAACUAGUUCUCCAUAAACUAAAUUAUGAACGUGUAGAUGUUUUGGUAGGUAGACACUACAAGCUAACUUAACAUUUGUAAGUAGUUAUUGCGUCAUUAGGUUCAGGUACAUGCUAUUUUCAUUGUUUGAUAUAACGUACUUCCAAUUCUUGCCUUUUUCUUCCUGGACGAUACCUGAACUUCUGUGGUAGUAUGUACAUUUGACAUUUAAACGGAAUGUUUCAACCCAACAUUGACGCACCACAUGACCAUAGUUGGAUCAGAGUUCACCAGAUUCAGAGCAGCUUAAAUAAAGUAACAGUCGACAAGUACACGUUUCUGUGUGUAUAUAUAUGUUAUGUUAGUUAAGACUAUUUUAAUCCAGCGUUAUCUCAAGAUUUAUUUACGAAUAACAGUUUUUCACUUGAGAACCGAAUCGUGUAGCCAAGAUGAACAGGUAGUUCAAAGUUUGGAAUGGUUUCAGUGAUCAAGAGAAACUAAAAUAUAUGACAGUUUAUGGUAGUGAAGAAUUACGUAGAUCCAACGACAAUCAAGUGUGCGAGUUUGAGUGAAAUUAAGAAAACUUUAAUUUAAAGCUUAAGCCAUUUUUUCGGUUUAUCUAUUUAUGGAGAUUACAUGAAAUGCUGAUUACUUCGGCAUUUCAAGGAUUGUUUAUUUAUGAUGUUGCAGUGACCACCUUUCAGUUUUGUUUUGUUUGUUUGUGUGUGUG
Messenger RNA from Limulus polyphemus (Atlantic horseshoe crab), 1726 nucleotides. RefSeq names its product homeobox protein PKNOX2-like. Bases 1 to 939 code for a protein of 312 amino acids. Lineage: Eukaryota; Metazoa; Arthropoda; Merostomata; Xiphosura; Limulidae. Gene Ontology annotation, molecular function: RNA polymerase II cis-regulatory region sequence-specific DNA binding; DNA-binding transcription factor activity, RNA polymerase II-specific. The record is from RefSeq and is a predicted model, not a curated record. The transcript has a single exon. Gene Ontology annotation, biological process: regulation of transcription by RNA polymerase II.